Messenger RNA from Paraphaeosphaeria sporulosa, 447 nucleotides. RefSeq names its product mediator of RNA polymerase II transcription subunit 10. Gene Ontology annotation, molecular function: transcription coregulator activity. The coding region runs from base 1 to 447 and encodes 148 amino acids. Gene Ontology annotation, biological process: regulation of transcription by RNA polymerase II. Gene Ontology annotation, cellular component: mediator complex. The transcript is spliced from 3 exons. Lineage: Eukaryota; Fungi; Ascomycota; Dothideomycetes; Pleosporales; Didymosphaeriaceae. The record is from RefSeq and is a predicted model, not a curated record.
AUGGCUCCGAGUAACUCCGCCGCGCCGGUUGCGGUGGCUGAAGAACACAUGAAGGAGAUAGUCCAAAGUCUCUACAACCUCAUCGUGCAAGGCUAUGAUCAUCAAGGUGCUCUCACCGUUGGUGCAAUGAAACGGGAUAUACAGCAUCUCAUUGAGCAAUUGGUCAAACUGUCCCAAAUGGCACCUGAUGUGCAUAUCAACAUUCCACCCGAAGUAACGCAGUAUGUCGAAAGUGCGCGCAAUCCGGACAUCUUUACUCGAGAGUUUGUCGAGACAGUACAGCGGAUGAAUCAGCUGUUGAAGGGUCGCCAGGAGGCGUAUCGGCUACUGCAGGAGACACUAGCUCGCGACUUCAUUCAGGGUGUUCCGGAGCUAAAAGACGAUAUCACCAAGGUUGUCGAAGCAACAGGAGGCAAGGUGUCCCCAACAAAGGCUGCCAAUACCUGA